Molecule: messenger RNA, 1883 nt
Organism: Diospyros lotus (date-plum)
Lineage: Eukaryota; Viridiplantae; Streptophyta; Magnoliopsida; Ericales; Ebenaceae
Product: probable transcription factor KAN2
Exons: 6
Coding region: 327-1421 (364 amino acids)
Biological process (GO): abaxial cell fate specification; regulation of DNA-templated transcription
Cellular component (GO): nucleus
Molecular function (GO): transcription cis-regulatory region binding
Source: RefSeq, a predicted model, not a curated record
GUCAUUUUCUCAUAUAUACUUCACACAAAAGAAACAACCAUUCACUUCAUACCUUGUUCUUUCUUCUCUCUCCCUCUCCCUCCCCCCCCAUCCUCCUCCAUUCAUACAUCUCUGCAACUACUCCUUUCAUUUGAUCAUCAUCAGAGAAGAAAUUAAACCCAGAAUUCUCUCGCCUGAUCAUUCAAGUCCAGAGCAAGCCCUUGGCAAAGCCUGCCUAUAUCGAGCUCUAGAUUGUCUAGGAACACGAAGAAACCUAAAACGAUAAGGGAACAAGGAGAAGACAAAGGAGAUAAAGGGUUUUAGAGGGCUUGUUUGGUCGGAGAGAAAUGGAGCUAUUUCCGGCACAGCCAGACCUAUCUCUCCAAAUCAGCCCACCAAACAGCAAACCCACAACAAGUUGGAGAAGAAGUGCAGAAGAAGACAUGGAGUUGGGUUUUUGGAAGAGAGCCAUGGCCAAACCAGACGCUACUACUUGCUUUGAGCUCUCCCUUUCCAAUCCAAGGCCUUCUGAUCAGCCCAGCUCCAACCAUUUCCACCUCCUCCAAAAUGGCUCCACCGCAGCCACCAGUCUCCUCCACUCCUUUCACCAAAACCACCGCCAUCAGCAGCUGCAAAACCACCUCCUCCAGCCACCACAAAACCACCACCAACAACAACAACAGCAACAAGGGCUAAGUUCAGAGAUUGGUUUCUUGAGACCCAUAAGAGGAAUUCCAGUUUACCAAAAUCCUCCUCCUUUCCCAUUCUCUCAUCAUCAGCCUCUUGACACCUCUCUAUCUUCUUCCACCACCGCCAGCACCGCCGGUCACGGCGGCUUUCAGCCUCAAGGGCUUGUACGUUCGAGGUUUCCGUCAAGGUUUCCGGCCAAACGAAGCAUGAGAGCUCCUCGGAUGCGGUGGACUACUACUCUUCACGCUCGGUUCGUUCACGCUGUUGAGCUCUUGGGUGGUCACGAGAGAGCAACACCAAAGUCGGUUCUUGAGCUCAUGGAUGUUAAAGAUCUCACCUUGGCGCAUGUUAAAUCCCAUUUACAGAUGUAUCGGACAGUGAAGUCCACCGAUCGAGCGGUAGCUUCAUCAGGACAAUCAGAAGCGUAUGAGAAUGGAUCUUCAGGAGAUACUUCUGACGAUCUGAUGUUUGAGAUUCGAAAACCCAGAAAGCCUGAACUCUCAGUUCAACAGGGAAGACCAAGUCCGCAUCAAGAAAAGGAUUAUCAUGGCCUUUGGAGCAACUCUUCAAGCAGGGAAGCUUGGUUGCAUGGCAAACCGAGGGAUUGUGGAGGAAAUAAACCAUUUGUUGAGAAGGAAAUGGAUCCAAAGAUGUCAAGCUAUGAAAGAAUAUCAGAGGGUAGUUCUUCAAACCUUUCAGAAACAAGCCCCAAGAAGCCCAAUCUGGAAUUCACUUUGGGCACACCAAACUGAUGAUGACCAAAAUAUAUGUGUACAUAUAUCUUCGUGGGUUACCACUACUCAUUUUGAAAUCAUUAUAUCUCUGAAGAGGGUUGCUGCUGGUAUAUAAAGAGAAUCAGGUACCCACUGGUGAAAUGAGAGUGAGAGAGAGAGAGAGAGAGGAAGGAAAAGAAGAGAAAGUAGAAAAAAGAAGAGGAAAAAGAGAGCUAAAGAACGACAAGAAGACAAGAAAGACAAAGCAACAAAAGUAGAAGGCUGGGAAAAAGCAUGUUUUGCAAAGCUGUAUGAGAUUCAUAUCAGCAUAUUAUAUUCCUACGUAAAUAUGCAAUCUAAUUGAUUUUGCAUGUUCUCCACCUAGUUUUAGAGAGAGAGAGAGAGAGAGAGUGAACUAUAUGUUAAAAGGGAUGAGAGGAUCCUUGGUAAUUGUAAUGGAACACUUUUUACAUUUUACAAAAGAUACAUAUUUUUACCAAA